Ceratotherium simum simum (southern white rhinoceros) is the source of this 1415-nucleotide messenger RNA. RefSeq names its product collagen type XXVI alpha 1 chain (gene COL26A1). Gene Ontology annotation, molecular function: protein binding. Lineage: Eukaryota; Metazoa; Chordata; Mammalia; Perissodactyla; Rhinocerotidae. The record is from RefSeq and is a predicted model, not a curated record.
CGCGCCGGUCGCCCCGCGCUCCGACGGUCCUCCGCCCGGGACUCCGGGUCCCCGCGGCCGGCCGCGCAAGAUGAAGCUGGCCCUCCUCCUGCCCUGGGCGUGCUGCUGCCUCUGCGGGUCGGCGCUGGCCACCGGCUUCCUCUACCCCUUCCCGGCCGCAGCCCUGCAGCAGCACAGCUACCCCGAGCCGGGCGCCGGCUCUCCGGGCAGCGGCUACGGGAGCCGCCGGCACUGGUGCCAUCACACGGUGACACGGACGGUGUCCUGCCAGGUGCAGAAUGGCUCGGAGACGGUGGUCCAGCGUGUGUACCAGAGCUGCCGGUGGCCGGGGCCCUGCGCCAACCUCGUGAGGACCCUGAUCAGACCCACAUACAGAGUGUCCUACCGCACAGUGACAGCGCUGGAGUGGAGGUGCUGCCCUGGCUUUACCGGGAGCAACUGCGAUGAGGAAUGCAUGAACUGUACCCGGCUCAGCAACAUGAGUGAGCGGCUGACCACGCUGGAGGCCAAGGUUCUCCUGCUGGAAGCAGCGGAGCGGCCCUCAGGCCCGGACAAUGACCUGCCGGCCCCCCAGAGUACCCCACCGCCCUGGAACGAGGACUUCCUCCCCGACGCCAUCCCCCUCGCCCACCCGGGGCCCCACAGGAGAAGGCCCCUGGGCCCAGCCGGGCCCCCGGGGCAAAUGGGACCACCAGGGCCUGCAGGCCCCCCAGGCUCCAAAGGUGACCGGGGCCAGGCAGGAGAGAAGGGCCCGGCAGGACCUCCCGGCCUCUUGGGGCCGCCAGGGCCCCGCGGGCUUCCUGGAGAGACGGGGCGCCCCGGCCCCCCUGGUCCCCCUGGCCCGGCCGGCAGCCCGGGCCUCCCUCCAGACGGCCCCCGAGGCGUCCUGUACUCUCUGCAGCCGCCCACCGACAAGGACAAUGGAGAUGCACAACUGGCCUCUGCUGCCGUGGACACGGUGCUGGCAGGCGUCCCAGGGCCCCGGGGCCCCCCCGGCCCUCCAGGUCCUCCUGGACCCCACGGUCCCCCAGGCCCCCCAGGUGUACCUGGAUCCCAGGGUCUGGCUGGAGAGCGGGGCGCGACGGGGCCAUCUGGCGAAGGAGGAGGUGGGAAGGAGGAGGAGGAGGAGGAGAGCGGCACCGCGGAGAGUGAGGGGGUGCAGCAGCUGCGGGAGGCCCUGAAGAUCCUGGCGGAGAGAGUCCUCAUUCUGGAGCACAUGAUCGGGAUCCAUGAUCCCCUGGCCUCCCCCGAGGGGGGCUCCAGCCAGGACGCUGCCCUGAGAGCCAACCUCAAGAUGAAACGGGGCGGCCCCCCGCCCGACAGCUCCCUCGCUGCCCUGCUCGGCCCCGACCCCGGGCAGAAGAGCGCUGGCCGGGCCAGCAGCGAGAAGUAGGGGCCCAGCUCUCCAAGACAAG